This is a messenger RNA of Lolium rigidum, 628 nucleotides long. Its product is annotated as protein transport protein Sec61 subunit beta-like. Gene Ontology annotation, biological process: intracellular protein transport. NCBI's taxonomy places the organism in Eukaryota, Viridiplantae, Streptophyta, Magnoliopsida, Poales, Poaceae. Bases 91 to 426 code for a protein of 111 amino acids. The record is from RefSeq and is a predicted model, not a curated record. The transcript has a single exon. Gene Ontology annotation, cellular component: Sec61 translocon complex.
AUCCAGACUCGAGAGCGCGAGCGAGACUUUUCCUUCCACCCGCCUGCACGAGAUCCCGACGAGAAGCCGGCGGCGCAACCGAAGUCCCUGAUGGCUCGCACAUCCUCGCAAUCCCAGUCCUCCGUCGGCGGCGGCGGCGGCGCCGGAUCCCGCCCGGCCACCGCCGGGCCCCGCGGCACGCCCGCCGCCACGGCCGGCAUGCGCCGCCGACCCGGCCGCACCUCCUCCUCCGCGUCCGGAGGCGGAAGCUUCUCCGGCGCCGGAGGGAACAACAUGCUCCGCUUCUACACCGACGAGGCCCCGGGGCUGCGCCUCUCCCCCACCAUGGUGCUCGUCAUGUCCGUCUGCUUCAUCGGCUUCGUCACCGCCCUCCACGUCUUCGGCAAGCUCUACCGCUCCCGCACCGCCGCCUCCGCCUCCGCCUGAUCGACCCGGCGGUGCCCUUCUUCCUCAGAUCAGGUCUUAUCAGAUCAGAUGGUUUUGCUUGUGUGACAAACAGGAUGUGGCUGAUAUGCCUCUGAGUUAGAUCUACCAAACAACUUUACAUGUUUAAUUAUGGGUGCCCUUUUCUUUCCGUUUACAUUAUUGUGCUAAACAGUGGCUAAUCGAGUAAUUGAAAUUGUCAGAA